Molecule: messenger RNA, 1317 nt
Organism: Besnoitia besnoiti
Lineage: Eukaryota; Apicomplexa; Conoidasida; Eucoccidiorida; Sarcocystidae
Product: Toxoplasma gondii family A protein
Exons: 1
Coding region: 1-1317 (438 amino acids)
Source: RefSeq, a predicted model, not a curated record
AUGGCGCCGGUCCUGCUGCGAGCCUUGUCGUCCUCUCUCUUGGUCGGCGCGGUUCUAAACUGCCACGCGACCGAUGCAGGGGGUGGACUGUCGGUCGAUCCGGAGACAAUCAUCACCAUUCCGGAAAAGGGACUGGAAGCGGACGAUCAGAAAAUUGUCUGGCUGGGGCCGUCCCAGGCACUACGCAUCGUCGACUCCUCGAACGCAGCCAUAUUUCUACCCCAGCACUCUACUGAGAAUCCUUCGCCGACGCCUUCAUCUGAGCAAAUGAACGCCGUCGCGUAUCCGUUUGAGAACGGAGCGUGCGACUUCAAAACGGUUGUGGAGUACAAAAAGUUAUUUCCUGCGUAUGAGGAGCCACUGUGGGUCCGCAACCCGGCUUCGGCGCAGAUGGCUGCUGGGGAAGGCUCUCCUGCGCCGGCGGCGAAUUACACGUUUACGAAUCCUCCCGCCGAUGCAUUGAACGGGGCAACGAGUUUUUGCGUGAGGUUCGUGUUUAAGCCGCCCAAACAUCACGAAGCGGGUCGACCUGCAGGAACUGGUCCUGCAUCAGAUGAAUCAACUGCAGGCCACGGCAACCGAAGCGUUCGCAAGGGGGAGGGCGACAAAGAUGUCGAUACUGGUCCGAGACACCCCGGCAGCGCAAGUCAGCAGAAUCAGUCCCGGGCAGUUUUGCCUGGUAAGGCAAGAAGAGCGGUUUCUCACGGGGAAGGCGUAGGUGCGAGUGUGGAGUCGGGAAUCGGUUCGUCGGGUGUGCCGAAACCCCUCCCUGAGCCCGCAGAGAAGGAAGAAGACCCCGGGAAGGCAGACGGCGAGCACAACACAGUUGCGCAGACAGCACCAGCUCCUCCAGCACCUCCGUCCCUCAUUCCGUCCGUCGUGGGGAACGCUGAAGAGUCCCUACGCAGGGACCAAGGUGAGAAAAACCAGGCAGAGAGUCUCGAUCCUGCGGGCGUGCCAGACGGCAAACUGCCCGGUCCGCCCUCCCCGACCCUCAGCAAUCCGGUAUCAGGAAAGCAGGAUAGCGAACAUGCCAACGGGCUGGCAGCUGCCCACGGCUCUGGCGGCCUGGCCUCCAACGAUCCCGUUGGCUCCAGGGCAGAGCAGGACGCGCAGGACGAAGAGGAAAGGGCGAAAAAGGUCGAGGCCCCCGAUACCCGAAAGCGAGCCGCGCGCCUGAGGAGGCUCUCGGAAGCGACUACCGCAAACGAGAAAUACCUGACCAUUAUAGUGCACUCUUCUGCGUGGAGUGUUGCAGGCAGACUGGCAGCCGCUUCGAUUUUUGCCACUGCCGCUUGGCUACUGACAACGCUGUAG